This is a messenger RNA of Momordica charantia (bitter melon), 1158 nucleotides long. It is a transcript of the gene WRKY71, whose product is annotated as WRKY DNA-binding protein 71. Gene Ontology annotation, molecular function: DNA-binding transcription factor activity; sequence-specific DNA binding. NCBI's taxonomy places the organism in Eukaryota, Viridiplantae, Streptophyta, Magnoliopsida, Cucurbitales, Cucurbitaceae. Gene Ontology annotation, biological process: regulation of DNA-templated transcription. The record is from RefSeq and is a predicted model, not a curated record.
UUCUUCUUCUUAUCCGUCGUCGUUUUGAUCUUCUUCUUCUUCUUGAUUGCGCCAUGUCUGAUGAAUUCAGAGAGCUUUUUUUUUCGAACCCUUUUCGAGAUCAUGGUGGGAUGGAUUAUACGGAGGGGAUGGACUACGAUUCUCUAGCGAGAGCCUUUGGGUUGGAUUCUGAUCAAGCCAUUGAUAAUAUUGAAUCGCCCCACCAGCGCCUAGGCGCCGGUGGUAAUAGCAACAGUAACGAAAUUUCGGGGACUCCCAUGAAUUCUUCUGGUUCGUUUUCCUCUUCUGAGGAGGAUGAUUCUGGAAAGAGUGGGAAAGAGAAGACUGAUCACCAGAUUUCCAAAGAAAUGGAAGAAGAUCAUAAUUAUGGAGGAGGAGAGAGCUCUAAGGCUGCGACGAAAUCAAAGAAGAAGGGAGAGAAGAAGGAGAGAGAGCCGAGAUUUGCUUUCAUGACAAAGAGCGAGGUGGAUCAUUUGGAGGAUGGAUAUAGAUGGAGAAAAUAUGGACAAAAAGCUGUCAAGAACAGCGCUUAUCCCAGAAGCUAUUACAGAUGCACGACUCAGAAAUGUGGGGUGAAGAAACGAGUGGAGAGAUCAUUUGAAGAUCCAUCUAUUGUGAUUACGACGUACGAAGGACAACACAACCACCCAAUUCCGGCGACGUUAAGGGGAAACCUGUCGGUUGCCUCCGCGUUUCCGCCGUCCAUGCUGACGCCAAUGCCGGUGGUCGGUGCUGCCAGGUUUCUUCCAGAUCAACUAUUGUUGAGUAAUAAUAAUAAUGCUUCUGCAGGCCAUAACCACGUCGCCGGCGCCGCCGCGUCCGCUUAUUCACAAAGCAGCCUCGGCUAUUCUUAUGGCGGCCGGCAGCCGGAGUAUGGGCUUCUGCAGGACAUUUUUCCGGCUCCGUCGUCGUCGUUCUUUAACCGGCAGCCGUGAGAAAGGCCUUUGUUUUGUUUUUUUUUUUCUCUCUUUUUUUUUACAUAAAAGAGAUUUUGAUCACAAUUUCUCCCUCUCCUUCUCUCAUAUAUAGUAAUAUACUGUAGAUAUGCUUGUUGGAUUUUUUGUUUCUUUUUUUCUUUUUUUCGAAUUAGAUAUCGUUGUUGGAAACUUGGAUAGACUAUAGACAAUCUUUUGCGUACAUUUUAUACUAUACAACUAG